CAGUCGCAUCUAUAAAAUAUAAGAUCAGCGAUCCUUUUAUAAGUGCUAUACCUGCAAUUUUAUGAAAAGUUUAAUGCAUUCAAUUUCAACGAAAAUUCAAGCGUUUCUCUAAGGUUCAUUCAAAUAAUAACGAUAUAUUGUUUAUAUUUAUAAUUUAUCACAUGCAAGUAUAUACAUUUUAUUCGUUUAUAUUAAACAUUUCUUCAUAGUGACAUUUUUAGUUGCACAAUAUAUGCAUACAAAAGUAGGUGUGUAUGUGUAUCGUGUAACAGUGUUGGCUUGUUUUAAAAUCGACUGUAAUCGACGAGGUCCGAUUGAUCGAUAUGCUUCUGUAUGUGUGUGACGAAAUGUACUGAAAUGACAGCGCGCAUACUGACGCGCCUUAGAAUAUUUCGUUUGCGAAGAAUGAAAAGAUGGAAGAGUAGUUGGAAAGUUACAAAAAAGAUCAAGUAACAUGUCUAUGAAUUCUUAUGCGUGCUGGGCUUAUCGGUGGACUAUUACGCUGAUCUGAGUUUUGGUGUUUCCUGUUGUAUAGUCGUGAAGUACGUCAGGUGUAUGGCAAUUUGUGGGAGCACCAAAACCAGGACGCGUGGGAAGAUCCGAGAAGCAGGAAGAAGUACGUUCCACAUAAACGGAAAUAAACGAGAAGAUUAAAGAAAAAAAAAAACAAACGCAAGACCGAAAGUGAACGUUUGAAACCAAAAGUCAGAAUGGACGAAUGUACUCUGAAUGAUUUGUUAGAAUGCUCGGUGUGUCUCGAGCGACUAGAUACAUCGAGCAAAGUACUUCCCUGCCAACAUACUUUUUGUAAAAAAUGUUUGGAGGAAAUAGUCAAUACUCAUCGCGAAUUGCGUUGCCCCGAAUGUCGCGUUUUAGUUGAUGCUAAAGUGGACGAUUUACCUCCAAAUGUAUUGCUUAUGCGCAUUCUAGAAGGAAUGCGCAAUGCUGCUCCUAAAUCAACAAAAACUGUAACUAAAAGUAAUUCAGGAUCUCAAAGACUUUUUGGCGGUCAUCAGAUUACAUCAACUACCAGUGUAACUACUAAUCCUACUCCUAAUGCGUUCACAAGCGAACCAAUUCGACAUGCAAGUGCUACAGCUAAACAAGUUCAACUACACAGUCAAACGUAUGGCAGAGCAAUUUACGAUUACAUGUCUAAAGUUCCAGGGGAUUUAUCUUUUAAGAAGGGUGACAUUGUUAUCCUUCGUAAAAAAAUUGAUAACAACUGGUAUUUCGGAGAAAGUGCUAACAGUCAUGGAGUUUUCCCUCUAUCUUAUAUUCAGGUAAUGACACCAUUAACACCACAUGUACCUCAGUGCAAAGCUCUCUAUGAUUUUAGAAUGACUAAUGAUGAUGAAGAUGGUUGUCUUACGUUUAAUAAGGGUGAAGUGAUUAGUGUUAUUAGAAGAGUUGAUGAAAAUUGGGCGGAAGGCAAGCUUUUGGAUAGAAUUGGCAUAUUUCCAUUGGCAUUUGUAGAACUGAACAGUGUAGCACGAGCGUUAAUGAAACUUUCAACAAACACUCAGCCGGGUCCAUCGAGAGUAGCACCUCCUACUCCAACAAACGAAGAAACUACCCCCUUAAUACCGACCGACCAUUCCCGUAACAUACAACAGAAUCUACGACGGCCCUUACUUGUGGGACAAAUGAAUCCUUUAACAGUUUCUGACACAAUUUCAAACGUGUCAUCGGGCGGUAGUUCUUCAACUACAACUUCGAAUACUCCGAAUAGUUCUACUACAUCUAGCAGUUCUAGUACUGCCCCAAGUAGUCCCAGUAGCCCGGCAACAUCUCCUCCCGCAGUUGGAAAUAGACAUAACGUUAAGCGUCACAGCUUUACUGCUAUCAAUACUGGUCAUCAGACUCAUCCACAUCAUAGACACAGCGCCGAAAUACUUAGCCCUCCGGUAGAUAAUGCUGUUGGUAGCAGCAAUAAUGGUUGCAACAACGAUUCAUUUUCUCCUGCACAGAUCAGUACCAGUGCUGCAGAUCACAAUCUCCGGCAUAGACGAAGCGGUAGCAGCGAUCUCGCUCUCGCACAAGCAUCGCAAAGUUUAUCCUCUACUACACCUGGAAACUCUAAUUUACCAGCAGCAUAUAUAGCACUGUAUCCGUAUAAACCUCAGAAAGCAGAUGAGCUAGAGUUAAGAAAAGGUGGCAUUUAUAUGGUAACAGAACGUUGUCAAGAUGGAUGGUUCAAGGGGACUUCGAAUCGUACACAAAAGUGUGGAGUCUUUCCUGGAAACUAUGUUGCACCUGCUAAAUGUCAACGCGGCUUAUGCCGAGGAUCGCCAAGUACAGGACAGCAACAAAAUUUUUCAUCAUCAACGAGUCAAAAUAAUACCGAGUCACGAAUGACUGUGACAUAUACCAAAAAUAAAGGACCUGCUCCUCAACCUUAUAAUCCACGUACAUUGUUACCUCCAGAAUUGCCACCACGAGCUAUUAGUCCAUCCUCGGUGGUGUCAUCAUCUUGGCACGGUCAAAGUCAAACGCAGAGUCAAGAAAAUGGCCCAUCGCGGUGUAACGAACAAAAUCCUGUUAAUCCUCUUGGACGUAGUCACAGCGCUGUGAUGUCAUCAAAUAUCUCUUCUCCUGGUAAACAGGUAACUUUGCCGCAAUCGUUAACCACCACAACUACUAUCGCUGGUAUCAGCAAUAGUGCCACUGCCACUGCCACCGCCUCUUCCAUCACCAAUGAAAUGAAUAAAAGUCCGAACAAUACUUUACGCGCAGUUGCUUCUCCUUCCGCUGGAUCUGUUAUUGCAUCCAAAAAUACUGAGAAGCAAAAAGAAAAGAAAGAUAAGUGCGUUUCCUUGAUGCGUCGACUAACGAAUAUCAAAAAAUCCAAGUCACCACCUCCUACUACAUAUUCAAUGGAUAAUCCUGUCUUCGAUGACGGUAACUCCAUCAACCCAGUACACGUUCGAUCGGGAUCUUGUCCAAGUCAGUUGCUACAGGUGGGAGCUACACAGGAAUUAAAUGCUUCAAACAACCAUCAUCGUUUGUGUCCAGGCACUGUGCAGGGACACGUCACGUCUUCACAAAGACUUAAAUACAAGGAGAGACCAUCUUUAUCGGUCUCAAUCUUCCAGAGAUCCAACGAAUCUGGUGGAAUGGCGUGUACACCGGUAGGAAACCAUCACCGUAAAAGUAACUCUUUAGAUGCUGGUAUGGGAAAACAAAUAAAGCAACAACCUUCUCGUGAACGAGAACGAGUAUAUAGAUUCCGUUGUAUUGUGCCAUAUCCGCCUAACAGUGAAUUUGAAUUAGAACUUCGAGUGGGAGACAUUAUUUAUGUACAUAAAAAGCGUGAUGAUGGCUGGUAUAAGGGUACUCAGCAAAGAACUGGUCGUACAGGACUUUUCCCAGCAAGUUUCGUCGAAGCCUUCUGAGAUACAGCUCAAAAUCAUCUGGUAUUAGAGACUUGUAUAUAACUUCGCACAACUUGAAAGUGACUUAUGAUAAAGUUACUUUGUAAGCUUAUUAAUGAUAUAAUCGAUACGAGGGUAAGUAAGAAGAGUACGAUUCAAAUUGUGUAACUAAUUUACACUUCAGUGCACUGAACUUACACUUAUAUACUAUAUGUAGUAAGUUUCCAUAAUUUUUUGUUAUAAUUAUAACAACAAGAAAAAUUGUUUAAAUCAUAUAACGCAUUAAGCAUAUUGAAAUUCUUCAACGUGCAUACUGCCAAUUGUUAAGAGAAGAAAAGAUUAAACAAAGUACGGAAUUGUACUUUGUCAAUACUGCCAUUUGAACAAAAAUAUUAAAAAUAAUGUAAUACUCUCUAUUGUUCUUAUUAGUAUAAAAUCAGCUUCAUUAGUUAAAGUGUACCUAAAGAAUCUUUGUUCAUAUGUACUAGUAUCUUGAGAACAAAAUGGGUAAAACGGCAUUAUUUUUACAUAAUUUGAAAUGUUAUCGAAUUACGUAUUAUUAUUGCAUAUAUUUUUACUGAUUUUGUGCAACACAUUUUUUGUUUCACAAAAAUUUUAUGAACAAAAUAGCAUAUUAUAGUUAAGGUUUUGUUCAAAUCUUACUAAGUUGUUGUUUUUCAAAGAUAUGUAGACAAUAUUUUGUGAUAUAAAAUUGUAUAAAUUUUUAAUAAUUUUACCAUUUUACUGUUUUUUUUUUUUUGUGUCUUAAUGUGGUCAGCUUUGAGAAAUAUUUUUUUACAAAUAUAUGCUUCGUCUUAAUAUUUAUGAUUAAAAGUAUGCAUAUAAAAUAUUUUCUUGGGGGUAAGUUAAUUGUUAACAUCCCUCGUUUUAUACAGGAAUAUGUAAGUUUGAGAAAUCAUUUUGAAUGACAUAAAAACGUUUCUAUUAAACAUGUGGUUGUCAAAGACUGGCCUAUAUUUUUACAUUAGUUAAGUAGUUAUCAGCAGAAAAAUUAAUUAUAUAAUUAAUGUUUUUAGUAACAUUAUCUUUAUACUUAUACCAUACAAAUGAACUCUCUUGAUUUAUGUGGAGACGAUGUACAUGUUCGUACAGAAUAACAAAUUACAUCGUUAAAAGCCAAUUUCAUGUAAUUAUAUAAUUAUAGGGAAUUAUAAGUAUCUAUUGACGAGCUUCCAGAGGCCGAAUAAUAUCAGUAUUUAGAUGGAAACUUGUUACUUUCCCACAUAAUGUUAUUUACAAUCAUGCACAAAUAUCUAUAAGUAAGAUUUCAUAUAUGUUGACAUUUUUAUUUUUACACUACAAGUAUGUUAAUUUUUAACUAAUGCUUACCAUUCAUAGAUUACAUAAGAAUAUGUAAAGAUAAUUAUAUAAUACCAUCAGUUUUAUAAAAUUUAACAAGCAUUCAUAAGUCUGAACAUGUAUUGUCCUUCUACAUAUGUUGUAAUUUAUUUAAUUUAUAAAUUCAUGUUUUAUUAUGAAAAUUUGUUUUAUACAAACUAACUAUUAUACGUGUACGUAUAUACACAAGCGCACAUAUGCGCAUUCGAUGUAGAAA
Molecule: messenger RNA, 4950 nt
Organism: Osmia lignaria (orchard mason bee)
Lineage: Eukaryota; Metazoa; Arthropoda; Insecta; Hymenoptera; Megachilidae
Gene: POSH
Product: SH3 domain containing ring finger posh
Biological process (GO): positive regulation of proteasomal ubiquitin-dependent protein catabolic process; protein ubiquitination; positive regulation of JNK cascade
Molecular function (GO): metal ion binding; ubiquitin protein ligase activity; protein binding
Source: RefSeq, a predicted model, not a curated record